AUGGAGGCGAACUCAAACCCAACGGAACUUUUGCUGGAUCAUAUUUUUGAUAGGCUCCGUGAUCGUUUGGAGCAUGUUCUGGAACGGAUGCCCCUGGAUCUGGAUUUCCUAGACUUUAUCUGCACUCAAGAAUUAGUUUUUUUAAAUGCCAUGUCUUGUCAGAUAGAUGUUCCUUCAAUUAUUUUGGAUGCGCUGGCUCAUUUGCACAGACUAAUUAAUUUAGAAAAACAAAGUGAAGAACAACAAACAACUGUUGUGCAUAUGGAGCAAGGACCAGCUGGGCGACAACGGAUGGUCAUAUCCUCAGACUACCUUUGCAGUCUUUUAGAACUCCAUCUCCCUGUCCCAUGCAUCGCCAAACUCUUGGGUGUAUCCAGACGGACUGUAUAUCGACGGAUGGCAGAGUCUGGUCUUUCAGUGAGGGCAUUAUACACCACCAUGUCAGAUGAUGACUUAGACCAAUGUGUGAGAGACAUUAAAUCCAGGCAGCCUCACUCUGGGUACCGAAUGGUAAAGGCCCUUCUGCAAGCCAGAGGACUGAGGGUGCAGUAUGACAGAGUCAGAGCAUCCAUGCAUCGUGUAGACACCAUUGGAAUGGCAUCACGUAUGGUCCAGCUAGGAUGCAUAGCUCGACGGACGUACUCAGUUCCUGGCCCUCAGUCUUUGAUGCACAUUGAUACCAACCACAAAUUAAUACGGUACAACAUUGUUAUCUUUGGUGGCAUUGAUGGUUUUUCUCGAAAGAUAAUGUAUCUUGGUACAGCUCCCAACAACCUGGCAUCUACCACACUGGCUUUCUUUCAGGGCUCAGUGGAGGAGUUUGGUUUCCCCCUCAGGGUACGUGCCGAUCAAGGGGUGGAAAAUGUGGACGUGGCACGACUUAUGUUUAUGAUUCGUGGAACAGGAAGAAGCAGUUUCAUCUCUGGGAAGAGUGUGCACAAUCAAAGGAUUGAGCGACUGUGGAGAGAUCUGUGGACGGCUGUGACGUGCAUCUAUUAUGAUGUGCUGCACUACCUAGAAGAAGAGGGAUACCUGGACAUUUCCAAUGAAGCCCAACUCUUCUGUUGCCACUAUGUCUUCCUGCCACGUCUGCAGGAAGAUUUGGAUACUUUCCGCAGUGGCUGGGACAAUCACCCACUUCGAACAGAAAGCAACAUGACACCUAACCAGCUCUGGGUUCUCAACAGAACCUUAUUGAAGAGAUCCAAGGCGUCCAAAUACCACAAUAAGUGCAGCUUACCAGGGCAGAGCAAGAGGCAACCGAAACCUACCAAGGGAGAGUCCAAACGCAUUCAGGAAAAGAAGGACGUCUCCAAAGCACAGCAGCCCGCCGCACCCGACAGUCCCUGGACGAUCUAUGGCCUCCGCCCAGAGAGACCCUCCACAGAGCCAGACCUCAGGAAAGAUGUCAUCUUGUUGAAGGACAGCAUCAACCAGAGGCUUCACUACAUGACCAAGUGGGACACGGCGCCUCACCUCCUUCCUGACCUGUCCCUGGACGUGAUUCAGAGAUUGUUGUUUCCCAGAGCGUUUCCUUCUCGGCUCAGCAAGUCACAGGACUUUGAGCCGCAGGACAUCAAGAAAGUCCUGCACAAAGGAUUCCCUCAGGGAAAGAGCACCUCUCCCUGGACAGAGGUGGUCAUGCACCUGGUUGAGGUCCUGGAGCAGGGACACUACUAG
Messenger RNA from Gambusia affinis (western mosquitofish), 1680 nucleotides. RefSeq lists its product as uncharacterized. NCBI's taxonomy places the organism in Eukaryota, Metazoa, Chordata, Actinopteri, Cyprinodontiformes, Poeciliidae. The record is from RefSeq and is a predicted model, not a curated record. Gene Ontology annotation, biological process: DNA integration. The coding region runs from base 1 to 1680 and encodes 559 amino acids. The transcript has 7 exons.